Leopardus geoffroyi (Geoffroy's cat) is the source of this 1665-nucleotide messenger RNA. RefSeq names its product basic proline-rich protein-like. NCBI's taxonomy places the organism in Eukaryota, Metazoa, Chordata, Mammalia, Carnivora, Felidae. The record is from RefSeq and is a predicted model, not a curated record. The transcript has 2 exons. The coding region runs from base 1 to 1665 and encodes 554 amino acids.
AUGGGGGAGCCCCCCCAAACUCUGAAAUCCUCGGCCCACGCAAAUCCACCCACCCAUCACAAACCCGAGGGGGAGGGCGGAGUGGCGGACAGGGGAGCCGGGACGCCUUGGGCUGCGCAAGGGGAGAGUGGGAAGUGGAAAAAGAGGAGUCCCCCAACCCCCACCCACGGUCUCGGGACAACCCCAAGUGCCCUCCCAAUACUGCCCCACUGCGGGGGCCGCAGGGAGGACUGUGGAAAUCCCCCCCCCCCGUACCCUCGCCCCAGGAAGUUCUCGGGUGUUACCCCAGCACCCCUAAGGCUGCACCUCCCCCGCCUCCCCGGGGCCAGAAAGGAGAAGGGUCUGCGGGCGGGUGGGGCGCCUAGCCGGGAUCUCCGCGCCGCUGGGCGCCGACAGACGCCCGGGGCAUCCCCGAGGAGCGCAGACGGGCGGCUGGGGAAGGGUGGGGGGAGUGACGGGCGUCCGGGUCUCCGGGGUCCCGACGGCUCCGGUCAAGUGCAGCGCCCUUCCAGCCUAGGGUCAGCGAGGCUUGAUCCGCCGUGGGACACCCGCCCUGCGCCCCCCGUGGCCCCGACCCCACCCGGGACCCGCGCAUCCGGACCCCCGACUUCGGCCUCCGCGCCCGAGGUAGCUCGACGAGCUUUGUUAACUCCCCACUAUCCACGGCACCGCCGUCGGGCUGCCCCAAGGCCGCGCGCCCCUUGCCGCCCGCCGCGCCCGCCGCGUCCUCACCACGAGCCGGGGCCGCACCUGUGCCAGCCGCCGCCGCUCGCCCGCUCCCUUCGGCUGUGCCGGCGCCGCUCCGAACCCCACACACAUCGCUACACACAGCCCUCUGACGUCACCGAGCCCUCGGCCCGCCCACGUCACUGCGGAGACACACGGCUUCCCGCAGACGCCGCCGCCGUCUCCGGCCGCCCGGGGGAGAGCGAGGGCGGCGGGGAGGGGGAGGGGAAGGGAACGGAGCCAGCGGCGGCACCGCGCGCGCGGGCCCGCCGGCGUCGCUGCCACCGCCCCCUCGCGACUCUCAGCCCCUCGGGGACGCGCGCGCCGUCUGGCCUAUUGUGGCUCCUCGGGGCUCCCCCCGCGCCCCGUCGCCUCGCGCGCGCGCGCCCCUCCCCCCCCAGGCGCGCGCCCGGCGCUCCUGGCCUCGCGCGCCGUCUGGGCGGCUGGCGCACGGCGCUGUCUGCGGUGCACCCGGCGCAGACAGGAUCCGGCUGUCUGGGGCCGCCACCGCCCCGCCCCCGCCCCACCCGCUGCUCUGUGGUGACGGGCCAGACCCGGGGGCGCCCUGGCCGCUCCGCUGCCGCGCGACUGGGAGAGAGGGGGCAGGGCGGCCGCGCGGUGCACUGUGCGCGACCCCAGCAGCCGGCAGGGCGGAGGCAGGGCCCGCCCGGCAGAGCGCCGCCGCCCGAGGUCAGGCACGGGCGACCCUCCCCCCGCGAGGCCGCAGCUGGGCCGCCCCGCCCCGGAGGCAGCCGGGUGGCGGCCGCCCUGCAGCGCCCCCGGUGUGGGCCCCGCUCCCCGGGGCGCGCCGGGGCUGCCCCCCGCCCCCACGGGGCCUCCCGCCCGCAGGCCGCCCUGCCAGCUGCCUGCGCUCCGCCCCACCUCGGCGGCCCCCGCCUUGCCGGGGCGGCCUCCGCCCAGACGCCUUCCCCGGGCUGA